ACGUGAUCACCGCAGUUGCUAGGUUACCACCAGGCUGUCAAUCAAACUCUCAGCGACAGAGAACGUAACGUUUCUCCACCUGGAUUAGGAAAACAUAUGUGAGUCAAAAGCAGUGGAACUGAGGCAACAUGUGUGCCAUGUGCAGCAAUCAUCAGCAGCUGUUUCAACUAAAGACUUUAAGAAAGUUGAUGUACUGCAGUACUGUCAUCACCGUCCUCUCUCUCAUUCUGCUGUUCUUUAACUACAGGGUCGACUGGAUCAAGUUCUACAAAGCAACCAGUGAGCCUCAGAUCUUUGUGCAACCCGCAGUGCCUCAACAAUGUGGUCAAGGACAAAUAGUUCCUCAGGGACAAAAGGUCGCAGUCAACAAGACAAAAACGCUGCUCAUGUCAGCUUAUCAGGAGCACCGUACAGGCAGAAAGGAGGUUCGUGUUAUUGCAGUGGUGCUGAGGAGUGAGACAGUAGCCUAUCGCUGCCUCCUCUGUUGUCAUGACCAACUGUACAUCUCUGAAGGUGUCAGCAACAUCCACACCAAUCACUUUGGUUUUGCAUAUGGGACAGCAGACAUCAUGUGUCCUCUCCCCUCAGGCUGUGAGACUCCAUCUUAUAUCACUGUGACCUCUGCUGCAGCAGACUCUGAAGAUAAACCUGACAAAGAGUUUUUGAAAGUGAAUAACCAGAAGGCCAUAAGUGACUCCUUUCCUUACAAUUUCACCGUCUGCCUCUCCACCAUGUUUGAUUUCACCAACGUGCUGCAGCUGGUCCAGGGUUUGGAAAUGCUGCAGUUACUGGGGGUGAACAGAGUUGUCAUCUAUAAGACCAGCAACAGCCCUGAAAUAAAGCACGUACUGGACUACUACACACAAAAAGGUUUAGUAGAGGUGAUUCCUUGGUCUAUGUCCAGAUUCCUGAAUGUAUCUCGAGGCUGGCUGCCUGAACACGGUCCAGGUGACCUCCACUACUUCGGCCAGAUUCCUGCUCUCAAUGACUUUAUUUACAGAUACAUGUACCAAUCCAGAUAUGUGGCCCUGCAGGAUAUAGAUGAGCUCAUACUGCCCCAGUCAGUCAACAGUUGGUCGGAGCUGUUGCCUCUGCUGGAAAAGAAAUAUGGGGCUGACAAGUGUUACAUGUUUGAGAAUAACGUGUUCCCCAACACCAUCACUCUGCCUCCUCCCACCUCCGAAACUCUGCCCCCACAGAGCCGCUGCUGCCCCGGCUGGCAGAAUGUAUCCGGGGUGAACAUUCUGGCUCACCUGUACCAGGAACCCAUCAUUAAAGAGACUCAUUACAGCAACUUCAAGAUAAUUGUCAACCCCCGAGCUGUGUUCAUCCCAAAAGUCCACGGGCUGCUGGACUCACUGCACGGCUGCUCCUGGGUUGACAGGAAUAUAGCACGGAUGUACCACACCAGAGCUCCAAAACAACCCAAUCUGACACCAGACCAGCUGAUUUAUGAUGGCCGACUGCUGAGCUACAGUGCCCAGCUCACAUUGACUGUCAAUACUGUGCUCAUGGAGAGUGGACUUCUACCAGAGGAUUGUGUGUGUGUGCUAGAACAAGAAGCCAAGUUGUAACAGGAUCUUUUUUAACGUCUUUAAGAUAAAUAUAUGUUUUAAGGAUAUUUGCCUUUAUUGACAGGAGAGCUCAGGAUAGACAGGAAAGGGGGAGAGAAAGAGAGGAGAUGACAUGCAGCAAACAGCCACAGGUUGGACUCAAACCCCAGCUCUACCAGGGGAGCUACAAGGACGCUGCUGCAAAGGUGUUUAAAGACACAUAUAAUUGAACACACAGCAAACAAACAGUCUUUAUUAAACAGGGCUACGUCUAUACACCUUUGAUAGCAGCUCUCUGAGGCGGAACUUUGGCCCAGCAGUGCUUUGAGCUAAAUGCUAAUAUCAGCAUGCUAACACAGACACACACACACACUGACACUGCUAAAGUGUGUGAAACCGGUAAAAUGCAUCGUUACCUGAAUAAAAUGACUCUGAGUUUGAAUAUUGUUGGAAACAUUUGGGAUAAUGGAAGUACACAACUCAACAUAAUAUAUAACAUAGGUUGCACAUCAAUGAGCCACACUAGUUUAUUUUGACUCAAUCACACAUACACUGUCCUGCUGUACGAAUACUCGCUAGAGCACCAAAUGUGGAUUAAUCCGCCACAGAAAAUAGUCCCUAAUGAGUGCAUUGCAAAUUUCUUCCCCUUUGAGUUCAAAGAGCUGCAUUUCCUGUUUGUAUCAUUAUUUCCUUGUUUGGGUUAUUUUUUCCAUACUGUAUAAUUCAUUUUCUUUUGUCGAUCACAGUUCUGUAUCAGUUACUGUUCAGUAAAUGAAUGAAUCUGUUGAGGAGCAGGUCUUCUAAUGUUUGCAGACAAUAAAACACCUCUGGCAGCUUCAGUUGACAGAAUAUUUUGUAUCUAUGCUAGCACUGUUCAGAUAAAAACAACGGUACAUUAGAAUUGCACCAACUUACCAAGAGAAGGCUACAUUAACUAAAUAUAGAUGACAAGCCAUUGCACUGAUGUUCACUGUCGUAUAUGUUUCUGUGGAAUACCUUAAAAUGUGAGAAACGUGAAGAAACUGUUCACAAAAGACAGAAGGAAAUAUUAACUUGAAACUGUUGCUGCCUUUUUACACAUUUGUUCAUUAAGUUAUUGUGUAAUGUCAUUGUCUGAAGAAAAUCCUACUGUAUUUGUAAUAAAGGUUUGGGACUGGAUACAUUUUCAGUAUAUAUUUGAAGUCUUA
This is a messenger RNA of Dicentrarchus labrax (European seabass), 2740 nucleotides long. RefSeq lists its product as uncharacterized. The record is from RefSeq and is a predicted model, not a curated record. The transcript is spliced from 10 exons. Lineage: Eukaryota; Metazoa; Chordata; Actinopteri; Moronidae. The coding region runs from base 129 to 1574 and encodes 481 amino acids.